AUGGAUAGUGAUGGACCGAUUGUGAUUGAGGGUAAGACAGAAAUUGUACUAGAUGGUGUAUUGAAUUGUGAAAAAAUGAAGAACAAAGGAAGUGAUAAGGAAGAAGAGGAAAAAGAGGAUUUGGUGACCCCGUGGAAUGUGGAGGCAAUGAGCGAGAAAGGCGUUAAUUACGACAAGUUAAUAGUCAAGUUUGGAUGUUAUAGAAUAACGGAAGAUUUGAUUAGUAGGUUUGAGCGUAUUACAGCUCAAAAAGCUCAUCCAAUGUUAAGGCGUGGAUUGUUUUUCGCUCAUCGUGAUCUGUCUACAAUUUUGGAUCGGUUAGAACAGAAUAAACCGUUUUUUUUGUAUACUGGUCGAGGUCCAAGUAGUGGUAGUCUGCAUCUUGGGCACCUUGUUCCCUUCUUAUUUACAAAAUGGUUGCAAGAUGUUUGUGGUGUGCCACUGAUUAUUCAAAUAACAGAUGACGAAAAGUUCCUUUGGAAAAAUCAUACACUUGAUGAAAUCAAGAGUAUGGCGAAUGAAAAUAUCAAGGAUAUUAUUGCAUGUGGUUUUACUCCUGAAUCAACUUUCAUAUUUUUGGAUACUGAAUAUAUUUGUCCUGCAUUUUUCACAAAUAUUGUAAAGAUAUGGAAGCUUGUGACAUUAAAUCAAGCCCGAUCAAUUUUUGGUUUCACUGGUGAGGAUUCAAUGGGUAAAGCAGCCUUUCCAGCCAUUGAAGCUGCUCCCUGUUUUAGCAGCAGUUUCCCACUGAUAUUUAAUGGACGAAAAGAUAUUCCAUGCAUUAUUCCUUGUGCGAUUGAUCAGGAUCCCUAUUUCCGCAUGUGUCGAGAUGUUGCACCUCGUUUAAAAUAUCCAAAACCAGCCAUGAUAUAUAGCUCAUUUUUACCAGCCUUGCAAGGUGCUCAUAGCAAAAUGGCUGCAUCCAGUGCAACAACAUGCAUAUAUUUAAGUGACACUUCGAAACAAAUCAAGAAUAAAAUCAAUAAAUAUGCAUUCAGUGGUGGACGAGAUACAGUCGAAGAACAUCGUAAAUAUGGUGGCAAUUGUGAAGUCGAUAUUUCAUAUCAGUUUCUACGAUAUUUUAUGGAAGACGAUGAUAGGUUAGAAAGUAUACGUAAGGCAAGUUUGUAUAAUCGUUAUUUCGUUUCAUCUUUUCAGCGUUACACAAGUGGAGAAUUGUUAACGGGUGAACUUAAAUCGGUAGCUAUUGAAGAAGUGCAACGAGUUAUCACGGAAUUACAAGAAAGGCGGAAAAAUAUUACUGAUGCAGUACUGAAAAGUUUCCUUAUUCCUCGAAAGUUGAAGUAUAAUUAUUGA
This is a messenger RNA of Thelazia callipaeda (thelaziosis nematode), 1317 nucleotides long. NCBI's taxonomy places the organism in Eukaryota, Metazoa, Nematoda, Chromadorea, Rhabditida, Thelaziidae. The record is from the annotation of a GenBank genome assembly.